Molecule: messenger RNA, 1158 nt
Organism: Culicoides brevitarsis
Lineage: Eukaryota; Metazoa; Arthropoda; Insecta; Diptera; Ceratopogonidae
Gene: bwa
Product: alkaline ceramidase
Exons: 4
Coding region: 179-964 (261 amino acids)
Biological process (GO): ceramide catabolic process
Cellular component (GO): membrane
Molecular function (GO): hydrolase activity, acting on carbon-nitrogen (but not peptide) bonds, in linear amides
Source: RefSeq, a predicted model, not a curated record
CACAACAAAGACAAGUUGUGACUCGCUCGAAGUUCGAUUUUUACUUUUAGUCUUUGUCUCAGGUUGCGAUGUAAAACAUCUGAGACAUCUUUCUGCAUGCAUAUUUCCGCAUCUCUGACACAUUGCUGGUUCUAACAAGAAAUUUCAAGAUUUUUGGAGAGCAAAACCCGAAGAAGAAAUGGGAUCUUGGGAACGAGGAAGUUCACCCGUGGAUUGGUGCGAGGCAAAUUACAUUUUCACUCCCGAAAUUGCCGAAUUCGUGAAUACCAUUUCCAAUGUGUUGUUCUUCGUUGGACCUCCGUUAUUGAUAUUUCUCUUCAAGGAUUAUGGGAAACUAAUUACGCCAGCGAUCCACAUCGUUUGGAUUCUCCUGAUCUUUGUUGGCUUCUCCUCAGCGUACUUCCAUGCUACUCUCAGUCUCUUGGGACAACUCCUCGACGAGUUGAGCAUCUUAUGGGUCUUCAUGGUGGCUUUUAGCAGUCUUUGUCCGAAGAGACAUUUUCCGAAAAUCUUCAAGAACGACAGACGUCGCUUCGUGAUUUCCCUCUUUAUCUUCUCCGGCAUCGCCAGUGUUCUUUCCAUCUAUAAUCCUGCCAUCAAUGCAUUUGCGCUCAUGUUCUUGGCUCUUCCGGCUUUCUAUCUAAUUUAUCAUCAGAUGCGAUUGGAAAAGGAUGCCCGCGUUUAUCGUCUUGGGGUGCGAUGUGCCGUCGUUUUGGGUCUCGCCAUCUUUUGCUGGAUCAACGAUCGCGUUUUUUGUGACGUUUGGUCCGAGAUGAAGUUCCCGUAUUUGCAUGGAUUGUGGCACAUUUUGAUCUUCAUUGCGGCUUAUACGAUCUGCGUGCUUUUCGCUUACUUUUUCGUGAGCGAAGAAAAGCCGGAAUGGGGACCACGCUUAAAAUAUUGGCCACGUAACGACUUUGAGUUGUGCGUACCUUACGUCAGCAUCGAUUGUGGCAAAAUUUAAAAAUUUUUUUGACCGUACUACGCUUUAAUUUUUAAUUAGGAUUUAUCAGUAGAAUUAUCUUUAGAGUUACCUUUGUUAGAGAUAAAAAAAAAGUUUAAAUGUUACAAAGUAUACACUGCGUUCUAAAUAUGAGAAAAAAUUACAAGGAAAAAUAAUUUUUUAGAGAUUUCUCGAAAAUUUUAAGUUUUAUUUGA